AAUCAGCACACUCGGGUGUUGAGUUGCAUGGACCGGGUCGCCAAAGUUGCGAAGCAAGCUGGUAGCCAUGCGCACUCCAAGCUCCAGAAGGCCGUCAACGCGGCCAAGGAGCAGGGCUAUUUCGAGCCGAUCUGCACACAGCGCCACCUCUCAGUCAGACAUUACACGUUUGACGUCUUCCAGUAUUGUGGUGACAUCGUCCACGUUGUUGCGUUGUUGCUUUGCCUCGCAGUCAUUCUGCGGGACAGUGGCACUUCGGGGAUUUCCUUCAAGACUCACAUCUUGUAUUUCAUCGUGUUCACGGCACGCUUUUCUAACGUCUUUUUCUGUGAUCAGUCCAUCUACCUCGUUCUGUACAAGGUGCUGCUGUGGACGGCAACUCUGAAAAUUGUGCUGCUGUUGUACAUUUUCGGAGCCAGUGUGGAUGAGAAAGACACGGUAUCCUUGUCGGCGGCGCUGUUCAUCAUAGUGGUGAUGACCCUAGUCUUUGGUGUGUAUUCAUUGGAAGAUCACGGCCUUGUCGUGGAGAUUCUCUGGAUUUUCUCCACCUACUUGGAGAGCAUCUCGAUGCUGCCCCAGUACAUUUACUGCUACAGGGAUGUUGACAACAAAUGCCCCUUCGUCUCGGCGUAUGUCUUUGCCAUGGGCGGGUACCAGAUGGUCUUCGGCGUCAGCUGGGGCCAUCACUUCCUGUUCAGACCAUAUGACCUGGAUGUCAGCAGCAUGAUCUCGGGCCUUCUUGGCAUCGUCUUCUUCUGUGACUACUUGGCUUUCAGGGUCGGCGGGGCCUCCAUGCUGGUCCAAGUCUGCAUCUCGGUGGAUGACACCAUCAAGGAAGCGGAGGAGGCAGCCUGGAGCCUUGUUGCAGGACAAGGCAUGCCAGGCAUUCCGCAAGAUCCAGUGAGCCCUGCAACGCUAGGUCACGAAAUCGAGAUGGCAACAGCCUCUCAGGUGGAGUAUCACCAUCGCAAAUAGCUCGCGAAAAUGAAUGUGCAUUGUACAAAGCUUUACGGUGCAUGCAACCCAAAAUUCGUGAGCUUAUGACAAAUUCCUUGCAGAGAGAUGAUUUGUUUUGUGUAGUUCCAACA
This is a messenger RNA of Effrenium voratum, 1088 nucleotides long. The record is from the annotation of a GenBank genome assembly. NCBI's taxonomy places the organism in Eukaryota, Dinophyceae, Suessiales, Symbiodiniaceae.